This is a messenger RNA of Sciurus carolinensis (gray squirrel), 324 nucleotides long. Its product is annotated as RNA-binding protein 3-like. NCBI's taxonomy places the organism in Eukaryota, Metazoa, Chordata, Mammalia, Rodentia, Sciuridae. The coding region runs from base 1 to 324 and encodes 107 amino acids. Gene Ontology annotation, molecular function: nucleic acid binding. The transcript has a single exon. The record is from RefSeq and is a predicted model, not a curated record.
AUGUCUUCUGAAGAAGAGAAGUUCUUGGUGGAAGGACUCAACUUCAAUACUUCAGCAGCUUUGGGCCUAUUUCUGAGGUGGUCGUUGUCAAGGAUCGGGAGACUCAGCAACCCCAGGGUUUUUAUCAACCUCACCAACCCAGAACAUGCCUCAGAUGCCACGAAAGCCAAGAAUGGAGAGUGCCUGGAUGGUCAUCAGAUCCAUGUGGAGCAUGCAGGCAAGUCUGACCAGGCACCAGAGGGGAUGUCUUUGGGGCCCAUGGACGUGGUCACAGGUAGAGUUGGUGGGAACCAGGGCUAUGGGAGAGGCCAGUAUGACAGUUGA